Messenger RNA from Parnassius mnemosyne (clouded apollo), 5721 nucleotides. The record is from the annotation of a GenBank genome assembly. NCBI's taxonomy places the organism in Eukaryota, Metazoa, Arthropoda, Insecta, Lepidoptera, Papilionidae.
GGUCAAACAUCAUUAUUUUUCGGUUUAGGUUUUGUGCUAAUUAUUUGCAAAAAUGGAGUUAAUUGAUACUGAUAUCAGACCAUGGAAUGCAGAAGAUGUGCGAGAACAGUUUGGUGAUAGUUUGAGCCUUCUUCCAUCGAAUGAUAAUAUCAAGGAGCUGCAAACUAUUUUACGGGAUAAGAAUACAACCCGCAGUGAUUUUAAAUUCUAUGCUGACCGUCUUAUUCGUCUAGUCAUUGAAGAAAGCUUAAAUAACCUUCCAUUUACGGACUGUGAGGUGGUCACACCCACUGGGGCACUUUAUAAAGGACUAAAAUAUGGUGCAGGAAAUUGUGGAGUGUCAAUAGUGAGAUCUGGAGAAGCUAUGGAACAGGUAAUUCAGCAUCAGGGCUUCUUGGGUUUUAUGUGAUAGCCAGUCAAAAUUAAAAAUACAUAAUCUAAUUCCAAGAUUCUCCACCAGUUACUGUCUUAAAUGUGGUGAGACAAGCUUGUUUACAUUUACCUUUUAUAUACCUGCACCAUUGUACUGUAUAUGUUUCUGGUGAUGCAAAAUUAUGGAUAGUUUAGUCUAACAUGAACAUACACAUGGGAAAUCUCAUACCUGUUUUCUAAUCAAAUUUGCAAUAUGUGCCACAUUUCUGCAUGUAAUUCCUGUAUUUACUUUUAAUAUUUCACACAGCAUAUUACCUUCUAUAACCCAAACAAGGUUUUUAUGUAGAAUUUUGUUUAUAUAAAAAUAAACUAUUAUUUAUAAAAAAAUUUAGUGCUAGUUUGUAAUACCAGCAGUAAACUGUUACCUAAUAUAUACCUAUUACCUAUCUGAAGAAGGGCUUAAAUAAUAUUUAAUGCAUAGCAAACGUUUUCCAAGUAACUUAUUAAAGUACUAUAAUUAAAAAAUUUAGUUUUAGUUUUUCUUUAUAACUUACUCUAUGCUACGUUCCUGUACUAAUAAUAAUCUAAGUCAAAAACUAAGUUUGUUAAAUUUUGUUAAAAAUUGGGAAAAAAAAAUUGGUUAAAAAUGUGGAGGAGAAAUGUGAAUGUGAAUUUGAAUGUUCAUAUUAUUAACAAUACAAAUUGCCAUAAUAUCAGUAUUUUCAGAUGUUCAGUGGUUGGUGAAAGGGUUCAACUUAACUUUUUUUUUUGGAUAAUACUAGAAAAGAGUCUACCGCCUCUCAUAUAGAUGACAGCGGUAAAUUUUUAGAAGCAUUUACAUAAUAUUUACUUCAACAAUUUGGCCCAACUUGUUCUGAAUGAAGUUGUGUGCUAUCACUAGCACUAUCUGAUUUGUCAUCAAAUCUCCCUUGUUUUAAUUAUUUUUCAAUAUUUCACAGAUGUUUAACUUCUUCCAACUUCAUUUUUUCCAUAUAAAGCUUAAAAUGUGUGCACCAAUAUUGCCAACUAAUUGAAAUAUAAUUAGUUGGCAAUAAGCUGAACUCUAUGAUCAUCAUUCUAAUUUUGUUACAAUCUUCCAACAAGUCUAACUAAUAAAAUUUCCAGAUCAGAUUUAGCAGGAUUCCAGUGUUGCCAACAUAAUACAGAGCUAAAACGCAAUAUUCUUAACAUUGCUACACAAAAGUGUUUUUUUUUUUAGAAUAAUAGUGACAAAAGAGCUCACAGUCCAUCUGCACCAAGCCGAUGGUGAGCCUAUAGACAUCUACAUCUAUCCUCGAUAAGAAUCAACAUGCAGAUGCGUUGUCACCCCUGAGGACUAAGAUGGAAUGUCUCGUAUUCAGUAAAAGGGUCACCUGUUCUCUACACUCACCAUAUGAAACACAGCAGCAUCAAGCUGCUAUUUCACGCUAGUAUUCUGUGAGAGCAUGGUCCUUCCCCCGUUGACCCAACCCAAUUGUGUUACAACCAUAAUAUAGCUGUGGCAUGGCUCUACCACAUAUAAAAAAUUUGCUACUUUAAAUUCCGUUGCAAUUCUUCUUCUUCUUCUCUUUAAAAAAAAGUUACCUCCACACUAGGAUUUUCUCCUGUAUCAUGGAGGCAGUUUGCAAACAUAGAUUGUACGAGGACAAACAUCCAGACCCGGAACAAUUAUUUGUAGGCCAUACAAAUUCUUGUUCCGUGCGGGAUUUGAACCCGCGGCCCCCAGCGCAACAACUCAUUGCUAAGCCACUGCGUCACGGAGCCGUCCUUCUGUCAACUGUUCCUAUAUAGAUGUUUUUAAGUGACACUAAAGUAAUUUCUGCUAAUUUACAAUAUUUCAGGGCCUUCGGGACUGUUGCCGUUCGAUCCGCAUCGGCAAGAUUCUAGUGGAGAGCGACACAGACACCCAUGAGGCGCACGUGGUGUACGCAAAGUUCCCCGAGGAUAUCGCUCGGAGGCAGGUGCUACUAAUGUAUCCCAUAAUGUCUACUGGCAACACCGUUAAGCAGGUAAAGUUGUUUAGACUUUAUAUAACAUUAUUCAUUAUGAAAUAUGUUAGAUUAAGGUAAAAAUUAAUUCUCCUAAAUUAAUUUCACUUCAAGCAAUCAAAGCUCAUUUUUUGAAUAUAAUAAUUUUUAAGACUUGUUUAUAAACCUACUCAUAUGUUAAAACUUCUUAUUUGCUAAAACAAGACCCCAGAAAAUUACUUGUAAAAAUAUUCAGGGGACUAUUAUAUUUUUAAAUACCAUGUUACAUGUCAAUUUAACAAAACACUAAUAGCCAGAGGACUUGCAAGUGCAGAGUAACAGAUAUUUCCAUGAAAUACUAUAAAUUUUCACUCACUCUUGUCCUCAAUACGAGGGCUGCACUAAAAGUAUCGGGAAUAGAAUAUUUCCACUGUUCCUGUCAUAUUAAAAUCUUUUUAAUUGAAAACUCCUUGGUUUUAAAAAUCGAAUAUCAUUUAUUUAUUUAAAAAAAGAUUCUCGGUCUUGCCACAAGGUUUUAUCAAACUUGUUUAAUCAUUGAGAAAAUGGAAUUGACUCGAGAAAAUUCAAGAGCGAUGAUUUAUUAUGACUUUCGAAGUGGUUUAACACAAAAGCAGUGUGUUGACCGGAUGAUUUCUGCAUUUGGUGAUGAAGCACCAUCCAAAACCACAAUUUAUCGCUGGUUUGCUGAAUUUCAACGUGUCAAGCGUGUCAAGCUCAGUGAUGAUCCCCGUCAAGGUCAUCCAAAAACUGUAGUCACCCAAGAAAACGUUGAUGCUGUGCGUAAGCUGAUUGAGGAAGAUCAACAUGUGACAUACCGUGAAAUUCAGGCAACUUUAGACAUUGACAUGAGUCAAAUACAAAUAAUCUUGCAUGAACAAUUAGGUGUAAAAAAGUUGUUUUCCCGAUGGAUACCGCAUUCGCUCUGUGAAGAGCAAAAAGCGGCUCGCGUUACUUGGUGCGUCAGAACUCUCGAAAGAUUCCACGCAGGAUCCUCAAAUGCUGUAUACAACAUCGUAUCAGGUGACGAAUCCUGGAUAUACGCGUACGAACCCGAAACAAAAAACCAGUCACGAGUUUGGGUGUUCGAAAACGAGUUAAAGCCAACAAAAAUUGUUCGUUCACGGAGUGUUGCAAAAAAAUGGUGGCCACGUUUGUCUCCAAAACCGGCCAUGUUACGACUGUUCCUUUUGAGGGACAAAGAACGGUUAAUGCAGAAUGGUAUGCUAGCAUUUGUUUGCCACAGGUCGUUUCUGAACUCCGUAAAAAGAACUGCAACCGCCGCAUCAUCCUCCAUCACGACAAUGCGAGUUCUCACACCGCACACAGAACAAAAGAGUUUUUAGAGCAAGAAAACAUAGAAUUAUUAGACCAUCCGCCGUACAACCUCGACCUAAGCCCUAAUGAUUUCUAUACUUUCCCUAAACUAAAGAAUAAAUUGCGUGGACAGAGAUUUUCAUCAUCUGAAGAAGCUGUGGACGCCUACAAAACGGCCAUUUUGGAGACCCCAACUUCCGAAUGGAAUAGUUGCUUCAAUGGUUGGUUCCAUCGUACGGGAAAAUGUGUCAAAUUUCGCGGAGAAUACUUCGAAAAGCAAUAAAUACAUUUUUAAAUAGUAAUGUUGUGUCACUUCCUUGAUUCCCGAAAUUUUCAGUGUCGCCCUCGUAUAUUGAUCUGUUUAUAGUGCAGUAUAUAAUAUCUGUUUAUAGUAUAUAGUACACAGUAGAAUAUUGUUAAAAAUAUUUAUUCCUUUCCUUUUAAAUUUUAUAUCCAACUAUUGCACUGGAGUUUUAGAGAUUUUAUGGAUUAAACAUGAUAUUUAUAUGAAUGCCUCUUGACUCGAGUUCUUCACAUGGCCAGCCAUAUGUAUGUUAAAAUUGACAUAUUUAUUUGCCACUAGUCAUAUUAUAUAUUAAAAUAACUGAUUUUAUAUAUUUCAAUUAUAUUGCUUAAUGUUUAUAUGGUUUUUAUUAGCUUGUUCAACUGAUAAAUUUUAAUAUUAUUUGUGUAAGAUUUAGUUUAUAAUGAAAUAGAAGACUAUCGCUUUGAGUUCGUCCUAUUAGGAUAGAUGUCUCAAGUAAUAAAUAAAAAUAUCCUUCUUCAUCAUAUAUGCAGGCGAAUUGGGGACCAUAGUACUAGUUAUCUCAUACCUUUGGCCCUGCUUACCGUCGCCGUUCUGGGUAUUCGUCUCGCUUAAAUAGGAUGGUAGGAUGCUGCAAUUUUACAUAGCUGUAGCAUGAAUGGGUGAGACCGGGGUAGGAUCACGUCAGAAUACCAGUGUGAAACAGCAGAAUGAUACUGCUGUAUUUUGUAUGGUAGGUGAAGAGAACCGAAAACAUUUCUUAUUGGAAAUGCAUUUCAUCUUGGUCCUCAGGGGUGACAACACAUCUGCAUUUUGAUACUUAAUGAAUGAUAAAUGUAGAUGUGUAGAUGUCUAUGGGCCAUAGCGUCGACUUACCGUCAGGUGUAGUAUAUGCUCGACACCCUUAUUCUGUAAAAAAAGUGCUGUCACCGACGGGACAAAAUGCUUAUUACGCCACCAUUACACGGAAAUAAUCUUUAAAAAAGUAACUUUCUUCUUAAUAAUUUAACAGUAAAAAAUAAUUCAAAAAGUCCGGACCGGACACCACAGAGCGGAUUGCCUACAAAUAUCUUGUAUUUCAACUACGGCUGCAUUGAGAAAGUCAGUAGAGCUCUUUUUUUUAAAUACAUCUCAUUUAGUCUCCUAAACAAAAUAUUGUGGCAAAUCCUACUUACUGUGAGAGGGUCAAGUUGGGUUUGGACAGUUUCCGUUCUGAUGAUACUGAUGGGGAACUUCUUCACAGGCCGUGAAUGUCCUGACGCAGCACGGUGUUAAAGAAGAGCGCAUCAUUCUGUCCAACUUGUUUUGCACGCCAGCCGCCGUGCAGGCCGUAGUCGACUACGUACCAAAGAUGAAGAUCCUCACAUCCGAGCUUCACCCCGUCGCUCCUAAUCACUUCGGCCAGAAGUACUUUGGUACUGAUUGAUAUGAGGACGAUUAUGAGGUGUAGUUACAUAUUAUAUAAGAUCUGUUUUAAAAAUGUUCGUAAAUUUGAUUUGUUGGUCAUAAGUAGGGAAAGGAAAGUUAAGUUGUGAUAAAAACUCAAAAACAUACAGUAUGGUAAUUUUUGAUAAUCGAAAACGUUUUAUAAAAUAUUUAAGGUAUCUGUUAUUUAUUUAAUAUGUUGGAAGUAACAAAAAUGACAUAAUUUAAAUUAUAUUUUGACAAUCACAUAUGUAGAAAAAACUGGAUAUGUUGACGAUAGGAUUAAUAAAGUAAAUGAACAAAAUGUAUUGACAAAAAUUAUAUCUUGCUAACCCAAAUAUCAAUCUUGGUAUCACG